Phytophthora infestans T30-4 is the source of this 537-nucleotide messenger RNA. RefSeq lists its product as uncharacterized. The transcript has 2 exons. The annotation marks the transcript as partial. Lineage: Eukaryota; Oomycota; Peronosporomycetes; Peronosporales; Peronosporaceae. The record is from RefSeq and is a predicted model, not a curated record.
GACGGCAAGGGAGAAGUUGUUCAUAUCUGCAAGGUAUGCUUGCAGCGGGUGCUGCAGCAGCGCGUGCAGAAUCCCCCAGUCGUGAAGAAGGGCGACCCAGAUAAUUAUUGCGGACUGUGUGCCCAGUCGGCGGAAAACUUGCCAGUCAAGUCCAUCAAGGCGUGCACACACGAAAUCUGCACGCGGGUGUAUUGUUUGCCCUGUAUCGACAAACUGAUUGGCAGAGCGCAGUCUCACAAGGUGUGGCGGACCAACAACUGGUUGUGUCCGAACUGCUCAACAGAUAAUGAUGAUGCUUCUCCUAGAGAGGAAGCGAGGGGGGCUGAAGCCGUUUCAGCUACAGCGUCCAAGCAGAAGAAGCGAAGGCGACGCAAUGAGAUUGAUGAUAGCACAACCGCAGACGAAGAUGAACCAGAACUUGGGAAGCCAAUCGGUUCGCCAUCCGACAUGCAGCCUAUUGACUAUGCGGUGACAUAUUUCAAGUUCUUGCUGGAACGUGAGAUAACAGUCGAGUUCGCGGAAUCGGAAGAUGCAUGA